Myotis brandtii (Brandt's bat) is the source of this 2387-nucleotide messenger RNA. It is a transcript of the gene TROAP, whose product is annotated as trophinin associated protein. The transcript is spliced from 15 exons. The record is from RefSeq and is a predicted model, not a curated record. Bases 102 to 2249 code for a protein of 715 amino acids. NCBI's taxonomy places the organism in Eukaryota, Metazoa, Chordata, Mammalia, Chiroptera, Vespertilionidae.
GCUGCCCCAGAAGCCAAGUCAGGGAAAAAGCGAAGAAGAGGGGGAGACCCUGAGGGGUUCCGGGGAAGGUGUGGCGCGGGGAUCUUGGAGUUGUAGCCGUCAUGACCACCUCCCAAACGAAGAAGGACCCUCUCCUCCGGGGUGUAUCUCCCACCCCGAGCAAGAUUCCGGUUCGCUCAAAGAGACGCCCGCCUCUCCCCACACUCAAGCCCUGCGACUUGGACCGGGAGAACCAGGAUCCAAAGAGAUUGGAGCAGAAGUUCAGUACUCAACGUCCCCUUGUUGACUCAGCAGGCCCCAGGCCAAAAGCCACACAUCAAACACAAAAAUCAGAGAGAUUGGUGGGGAGCACCCUGCUUCGGAAACCAUUGGAGGAGCUCAGGCCGAGCCCUAAGGAACAAAGUGUGGGGCCUGGGCCCCCUCCCCAGAAAGAGAUUCCAGGGGCCAUAGAGUUUGUGGCUGACCCUGAGGCCCUGGCUACCAUCCUGUCAGGUGAGGGGGUGAAGAGCUGUCCCCUGGGGCGCCAGCCCAGUCUGGCUCAGAGAGUACUGGUUCGAGGGAGCCAGGGAGGCACCAUCCGGAGGGGCCAGGGUACCCGCGCCUCUACAUAUUUGGCUCCCAGAACCCCCCAACACCGACUAGACCCAGCCAGGGCUUCCUGCUUUUCGAGAUUAGAGGGACCAGGACCCCGCAGCUGGACCCUGUGCACCCAGAAGCUAGAGGCUGUGAUUCCACCUUCAGGACCUUCAUUUGACCCCUCUGCUCGCCCCAGCUUCCAGGAGCUAAAAAGAGGGACAGGUGGCAGCAGCCGGACUGCAGUGAGCCAGGGAUUGCACCUGGAGACCCCAGUCCAGCCUGCUUCCUCUCUCCUGGAAGGAGAACGUGAAGUAGUCACUCACUCAGAUGAAGGAGGAAGGGGCCCUCCUGGUCUGGCCCAGUGGGUUCCAUUAAGAGAAAGCCGGGAGCUAACCCACACCAAGGACAGCCCUGACUGCCACCUGAUGCCCUCCCCUGGCCCUGUCCUGCUACCAUCCAUCCCCCGUCCAUCCCCCUUUGGAUUGGCUAAGCGUGUUCCCUCCCCUGGCUCCUCAGCUCCGCCCUCAUAUUCAGUGUUGCGGCGUCUUGCCAUUCGCCCCAAAACCCAGUUCACACCCAUCCCAUCGGCCCCCAAAGUUCAGCAGGCUCAAUGUUUGAGUGGCCUCUCUCCUCAGUCUUGCCCUGAAGAGCCUGCCCUGCCCUGGGAGCAGAUUGCAGUCCGGCUAUUUGACCAGGAGAAUUGUAAAAGGUUACAGGAGGGGUCUGGGAAACCACCUAUGGCAACUCCUCAUGGGCCCCACCCUAGCAGGACCCCCAACCUCCAAGAGCUGAAGAUGCAGCGCAUCAGUAUCCUGAAGCAGCUUUUGCAACAGGAGGUAGAGGGGCUGGCAGAGAGCAAGUGUGCCCCUCUUAAUGGAGGCUCCUCUCUGGAUAUGGUUGAACUUCGGUCCCUGCUGGCAGAGAUUCCUAGAACUCUGAAUGCCCCAGUGCAGAAUUCUGGGGCUUUCCGCCUUCCUGAACCGUUACAGCACUCUGGACUGCCAAAGCCCUGCUUUCCAGAGGAGUGUGGGGAACCACAGCUCUGCCCUGGAGCAGAGCCUGAGGCAGCUCGGCCCUGCCCUCCGGCAGAGCCAGGGCCCCCAGAGCCCUGCCAUAGCAGGGAGCCUGAGAUACCAGAGCCUACCACCCAGAAACAGCCUGAGGUAUCUGAGGCCUGCCCUCCCGUAGAGCCUGGAUCUGUCCAGCCCUGCUCCCAGGGGCAGGCUGGACUUCCAGAGCCCUCCCCUCGGGUAGAGCCUGAGGCUUCAGAGGCCUGCUCUCUGGAACCUCGGAGCACAGAGCCUAGUCCACAGUCCUGCUGCGGUCAGUGGGCUCCAGCGACCACCAGUGUGAUCUCCUCUCAACGCCCAUUUUGUGCCAGCCCCACUAUCCACUCACUCCAGUCUCUGAGGCCCCCAGCAGGCCAGGCAGGCCCCAGCAGUCUGGCUCCUCGAACCCUGGCCCUGAGGCAGCGCCUCAAAGCAUGUCUGACCGCCAUCCACUGCUUCCACGAGGCGCGCCUGGAUGAUGAGUGUGCCUUCUACCCCAGCCGAGCCCCUCCCUCAGGCCCCUCUCGUGUCUGCACCAAUCCUGUGGCCAAGUUAUUGGACUGGCAGGACGCCCUGUGUUUUAUUCCAAUUGGUUCUGCAGCCCCUCCAGACUCUCCAACAUGAAGCACCCACUUCCACCUGUUCCUGCCCUGUCUUGAUCCUUCCUUUUAGCCCUUAUUUAUUGUCGGUCCACCCUGUGGGAUUGGGAGUCGGGGAGUCGACACCCUUUUAUCCUUCAAUAAAGUUUCUAAAGUGUCUGAA